UCACUUGAACUUGAGCCGAUAGCGAAGGUCGGUCUAAAAGAGCGAGAGUGAUUUGCAAAUUAUUAUUAUUCGUUAUUUAUUUAUGCAUUUAUAAAGUGGAAUUUUGAUACUCCUUUUCACUGAGCAGUUUUGAAUAGUUUUGAUAAGGCCAAGAAAUACGUAUAAGUAUCAAGUUCUACUUGUGAAUAAUAGUUUUGAUAAUGUUAAUGAUCCACAUUUUCAAUCUUGGGAGCUUAACUUGAGCUGUCUUUGGGCAAAGUUACUUCAACCGUCUUCUUAUCAUUGUUUUUGGGAGUGGCGCAUCAGUCAGAGGAUAAUAUACACAGAUUUUAUAAAUAAAUAUUUAUUUUACGACAGGAGGUAUAAUAGUUAAAGAUGAUCUCAUACCUGUUAAUAUUUAUUGUUGGAUUUGACUGCAUGACGUCAUGUGAUGGUGGAAUUGUUGGAUCAAAGUCAAAAUCUCCACAUUUUCGAGGGACGUUAUCGACAAAUGCAAGUUUAUGUGAUGCCAUGACCUCUGCGACAGGGACAGUGUCGUCAACACUUGGGACAGCAUUUGAUAUUGGAAAUAAUGUGAUUUGUACUGUUCAAAAUGAGUGCCGAAGAUUAGAGUGUAUAUCAUCAAAUAAAGAAGAGUCAUCAGAUGAUCAAUUAAGUCUCAGGUUUCGUAUUGAAGUAAACAUUUGUCAAAUAGAACAACCGUCCGUACAGUUUAGAGCGGAUGGGAAAUCACUUCUGGGCGAAAAUUUCUUUUUGACAAUCCCUUUGGUCUCGAGAAAAACUGGUCGACAUAAGAUCAGUGAAGUAUCACACAGGAACAUAGUUCUGAAAGUGGCCACCUUGUCAAAAUCAAAAGAUGAUGAAAAACCACAAUAUAUUUUUACAUCAAGUCUCCAAUCAUGUGAAACCAAAGACGAAAUCUCUUGCUUAUUUCUCCCCUUAUUAAACUUGCCUUAUCAUCAUAUCAACGCCUGUGAUCACUCCAAGACCAAGCAUCUCUUCUCAAGACAUAGAUCUAGUCGCAGUACAUCUGCAGAAAUGCAUACUCGACGUUUAGUAUAUAAUAAUGACACUACUAAUCGAUUAGGCCAGCCUUGUGACUUUAGCAUGCUAUCUUGUGGGAGUGGUGGGGCCUGUGUCAACAAGGAUGGGAAAGGUGUCUGUGAAUGCAAUGAUUUCUAUGUGCCUGCGCCCAAUGGCACUUGCGUCCAUCCAACAAUCGCCCCUGUUACUCCUACUCCAGAAACUGGAGGCGCCUCCACAGCACUGGAUGCCCUUUUGAUAAUCUGUGUCCUAAUCGCCCUUGUAAGUGGAGCUGUGUAUCUUGGUAGGAAAUAUCAAAUAUUUCAACGUAUUCGAAGCCGGCUCCCUUUGUCAUUGAGAUGCUGGCCAUUCCCAAUGUUUCGACGCCAACAGACGCAGGAUGACAAUUUGGCGUUUGCUGUUCCGCUGGAUUGAGAUCCAAACUAAGGUCGUCGUGUCAUUUAUAUAAUUUAGAUGUUUUUUUGUGAUCUGAUGUUUUAUUUUUACGGUUUUUUUUAUACAAACUUUAACCCUUAGAGUAUCUAGCAAUAAUAUCGUAAUCACAGUUAUUAUGAUUAGAUACUCUAAGCUUUAACCGUAAUUAUUUUUAAAGAAAAUAUUAUUACGGUAUACAUAAAGUCCAUUUUUAGUCUGAAUAUUAUGCUCAUAAUUUAAGAACGUUCAGCUCAUCAUGCCAGUUACCUUUUACACCUCGCAUACAUAAUAAGUAAAAUAUGCAAGUUUUAUGUCAGUUAUUGUAUUUUAUGUGUUUAAUCUCAACUUUAUUCAAACUUGGUGUCUAAUAAAAAUUAAUUUUGCAUUGUA
Messenger RNA from Folsomia candida, 1848 nucleotides. RefSeq lists its product as uncharacterized. Lineage: Eukaryota; Metazoa; Arthropoda; Collembola; Entomobryomorpha; Isotomidae. The record is from RefSeq and is a predicted model, not a curated record. The transcript has 7 exons. The coding region runs from base 376 to 1458 and encodes 360 amino acids.